Molecule: messenger RNA, 1466 nt
Organism: Oryza brachyantha (malo sina)
Lineage: Eukaryota; Viridiplantae; Streptophyta; Magnoliopsida; Poales; Poaceae
Product: syntaxin-124-like
Exons: 2
Coding region: 243-1178 (311 amino acids)
Biological process (GO): exocytosis; intracellular protein transport; vesicle fusion
Cellular component (GO): plasma membrane; endomembrane system; SNARE complex
Molecular function (GO): SNARE binding; SNAP receptor activity
Source: RefSeq, a predicted model, not a curated record
UCUGCACGUCCCAUGUCCCGUUCCGUGUUCGUUGGAUGCCACUUUUUUUUUCCUUCUUCUCGACUCGCCAAUUGGCAAAACCCCUCUAACCCUCUUCCUUGAUCUCAUCAAGCUGCCAUUGCUCGCAUCAUCUAGAAAAAGAUUGCGAAUUGUGAUCAAACUAGCCGCUUUCGGAGAUCAGGCCGGCGCCAUUGCCGCUUAGCUGCUACUCUUGUGAUCGAGGAUUUCUUUUGGGGUCCAAGAUGAACGACCUCUUCUCGUCGGGGUCGUUCAAGAAGUACGCCGACCUGAAGCACCAGGUGGUGCUCGACGACAUGGAGUCCGGCGGCGGCGGCGGCGGUGAGGGUGAGGGUGCUAACCUGGACGGGUUCUUCGAGGACGUGGAGGGCGUCAGGGAGGAGAUGCGCGCGCUGGAGGCGCUGCACCGGCGGCUGCAGGCGGCGCACGAGGAGAGCAAGACGGCGCACGACGCCGGCGCCGUGAAGUCGCUCCGCGCCCGCAUGGACGCCGACGUCGAGCAGGUGCUCCGCCGCGCCAGGGCCGUGCGGGCCGGGCUCCAGGCCCUCGACCGCGCCAACGCCGCCAGCCGCAAGCUCCCCGGCCGCGGCCCGGGCUCCUCCACCGACCGCACCCGCUCCUCCGUCGUCUCCGGCCUCGGCGCCAAGCUCAAGGACCUCAUGGACGAUUUCCAGGGGCUGAGGAGCCGGAUGGCGGAGGAGUACAAGGAGACGGUGGCGCGGCGGUACUACACGGUGACGGGGGAGAGCGCCGACGAGGCGACGGUGGAGGCGCUCAUCUCGUCGGGGGAGAGCGAGACGUUCCUGCAGAGGGCGAUCCAGGAGCAAGGGCGCGGCGCGGUGCUCGACGCCGUCGCGGAGAUCCAGGAGCGGCGCGACGCCGUGAGGGAGAUCGAGCGGGGACUCCUCGACCUGCACCGGGUGUUCCUCGACAUGGCGGCGCUCGUCGAGGCCCAGGGCCAGCAGCUCAACGACAUCGAGAGCCACGUCGCGCGCGCCAGCUCCUUCGUCCGCCGCGGCGCCGUCGAGCUGGAGACGGCGAGGGAGUACCAGAGGGGCGGCCGCAAGUGGGCCUGCGCCGCGGUGAUCGCCGGCGCCGUGCUCGUCGCCGUCGUCGUGCUGCCCAUCCUCGUCAACCUCCACCUCUUGACCGCCAGAUAGAUAGAGACUACUACUAGCAGCACUGCUCCAUUUCUCUCCAUGUCCGAUCCAUCUCCGUGUAUUGUUUAGUGUCUCAAAUUGAUUGAUUAAUUGUAAUUAUGAUUGAUUCACGAAUUGUUUGCAAGAUCACAUCGCCUUGCUGAAGUUCAUUCAGGUCGUGCUUGUGAGCUGUGACCUGAUUUUUUUAUUUUUUGCAUGAAUGCAUCAUUAAACUGAACAAUGUUCAGAUUUUUGUAAAGCAUUAGAACGACGCACGUCACACCUGAUAUGUUAAGCAUUGAAAUGUUU